Messenger RNA from Penicillium diatomitis, 1530 nucleotides. RefSeq lists its product as uncharacterized. The transcript has a single exon. The record is from RefSeq and is a predicted model, not a curated record. NCBI's taxonomy places the organism in Eukaryota, Fungi, Ascomycota, Eurotiomycetes, Eurotiales, Aspergillaceae. Bases 1 to 1530 code for a protein of 509 amino acids.
AUGUAUCUCGCUCAUCUGUUUCUCAGUGUGAUACUUGUGACGGGCGUCGUCGCGACGUCGCAUCCGCAUCCCCCUCCUCAGGUCCCAAUCUGCCAUCAAUGCGAGGAGAAGAAACCGAGCCCUCCGAUUCCACGGUGCGGGAACCAACAUGUCCGACCGAAGCUGUCUUCAGGCCAGUGUGCUACAACAUACCGUUGUGCUGGUCACUGCGGUUUGGUGAACAUCCCUCACGCCAGUAUGAACGGUCUCGAAUGCGAUUAUGCCGAAGUGACGGUAGGACCGGAUGGAACUAUACUCGAUCAGUGCUGUGAUCCACCCGAGUGUCCCAGUCGUUGUCCUACAAACCCCGCCGCAGACAAGCCAUGCAUCAACGACCAGAAUGGCUGUCCGUCAAUCGAUGGAUCAAUUCACCAUUUUGGGGGAAAGGAUUACAUCUACCACUGCAAUAAGGGCUUCUGCUCCUCCACCACGUGUGCAACCACCAGCCUCGACAGCCUCAAAGAAUGCGCCGAGAAAUGCUCUCGCGACCCAUCCUGCAAGAUGUUGUCGUACCACAACAAAAUUUGCACGCUGGCCACCAGCGUUGGAAGCGUUGUGGAGACCCCAGGCUCGGUGAUCCUCGAACCUGUGGGCCCCUCAACUCCAAAGAAAGAGAACAACGGGGACUGCACCCAUCUCCACGGUACGACCAAAGUCAUCCAUGGACUCGAGUUCCAGGUCCACUGUGAUACACGUCUUGCAGAUGUCAAUGCAUGCACGGCUAAACCGGCCUCCUCAUUUGAGGACUGCGCUGCCCAAUGUGUCGCCGAUUCUCACUGCACCGGAGCCACUUUCUCCGACGGCCAUUGCUGUUUAUCGGACAAAAAAGUGCAUCCCACGAAACAGCCCGGGUCCAUUGGUCUGGAACCACUUCCAGGGUAUGGGUGUCCAUACGUGGACUGGGCCGUCAAGACAAUUGGCGGCGUACGCUACGAAUUCCACUGCAACGCCUGGCUGGAGUCGGGCGGUAAAUGGACUCAAGUUCAUGCAGCCAACGAGGUGGAGUGUGCAUUGGAGUGCACCAAAAAUAAGCAUUGCACCGGCGUCUCCCUGCGAGGCCAACAGUGUUACCUCGCAACGGCCAAACCUCACCUCCAACCCCGGGGUAAUUGGGUCGCAUUGGUCCCGGUCAAUGAUCCGGUCGUGCCUGCAAAGCCAGACGACAAUGGGAAUGGGAAGAAGCCUGUUGUGGAUCCACCCAAGCAGCCCGACAGUCUGCAUGUGCCGGAAUGCAAAGCGGCGCACGGACAGGUGGUUCAGUACAAGGGACAUAGCUACUCGAUUGACUGCUACCGGUGGGUGGGCGGCGAUGGGUUUACCACUGCCACUAAGCACAGCUUGGCCGACUGCAUCAAGAUGUGUGCUGAUUAUGCCAAUUGCGUGGCGAUGCAUUACCUACCUAGCCAGCAGUUCUGUGCCAUUCAUGACAAUCUUCCGCGGGUGGGAACCCAAGGUGACUUUGGCGUGGCCUAUGUGCGGAGAGUGAGCUAA